UUCAGCUUUGGACUACUACAGGUUUCGGCUACGUUUCGAUCAGUUCUCUGAAAUGAUAAGCAGAUGCUUUGUCGUUGUCUAUGGCAUUGCCCUCGUGUUCGGUGUGCAGGCCGCUGGAGCAGACUAUGCCGAUGACUGCACUACACCCAAUGGGGAGUCGGGUCAGUGCAUGCCCUUCUCCUCCUGCAAGGACAUUGAGGAACGGCUGACGGAGAGCCAGACGUCGGGCCAGAGUGUGCCAGCCGAUUAUGCCAGCUAUCUACAGAAGGCUUCCUGCGGGGAAAUAAAUAGUGUGCGCCACUUUUGCUGUCCUGCUGCCCAGAUCCAGCACAACUCCAAGGUGAUGGCUCUGUUUAAGAACGAGACCUUCGACUGUGGCAACUUUCUGAGCCAGCGCGUGGCCAAUGGCUACGAGGUGAAGCUGUCGUCCAGGCCCUGGAUGGCCCUGCUGCGCUACCAGCAAUUCGGGGAGCCGCGUUUCCUCUGCGGCGGUGCCCUCAUUUCAGAGCGCUAUAUACUGACUGCUGCUCAUUGUGUGCAUGGACUCCAGGAUGAUCUCGAUGAGAUACGGCUGGGAGAGCAUCGAAUUUCAACGGAGGAGGACUGCAGACAGCAGGGACGCAAGAGGAAGUGUGCGCCGCCUGUUGUGGAUGUGGGCAUUGAGAAAUAUAUUAUCCACGAGCACUACGAUGCCCGCCAGAUCAUGAACGACAUUGCCCUGCUGCGAUUGAAGAGAAACGUUCCUUUCCAGAAGCACAUCAAACCGAUCUGCCUGCCGAUUACAGAUGAACUGAAGCAGCAGGCGGAGCAGAUCAACACCUACUUUGUGACCGGCUGGGGCACCACGGAGAAUGGCUCCUCCUCCGAUGUCCUUCUCCAGGCGAAUGUGCCCCUCCAGCCACGUUCGGCCUGCUCCCAGGCCUACCGUCGUUCUGUGCCCCUAACGCAGCUGUGCGUCGGCGGCGGUGAUCUCCAGGACUCGUGCAAGGGCGACUCUGGUGGCCCCCUGCAGGCGCCCUCCCGCUAUCUGGGAGAGUUUGCCCCUCGCAUGGUGGAGUUUGGGAUCGUCAGCCAGGGUGUCGUCUCCUGCGGCCAAGUGAGUCUUCCCGGCCUCUACACGAAUGUCGGCGAGUAUGUCCAAUGGAUAACAGACACCAUGGCAAGCCACGGUCUGUAAGAGAAUCGAUGCACGGCAAUAGAGAGAAUGAUCUACACCCAAUAUUAUUGUGUAUUUAAGUAAUUAGGAAACCCAAAUAUAAUUAUAUUAUAUUCAUAUUUGUAAACUUA
Molecule: messenger RNA, 1287 nt
Organism: Drosophila persimilis
Lineage: Eukaryota; Metazoa; Arthropoda; Insecta; Diptera; Drosophilidae
Gene: grass
Product: serine protease grass
Exons: 6
Coding region: 53-1177 (374 amino acids)
Biological process (GO): proteolysis
Molecular function (GO): serine-type endopeptidase activity
Source: RefSeq, a predicted model, not a curated record